UAUCGGCUGCGAGCCUGCUGCUGGGUUCACAUCACGUGUGUAUCCGUGGCAGGAGCACAGCAGUAACACUCAAGCGGGCGUCUGACAGCGCAUAUACCAUCAAUGCAAUGCUGCUGCUUAGACGUUGUCAAGCUCUAACACGAUUUGGCUCACUCACACCUCACAGACCCCAAGCGCCUGCUGCUGCAGCAUGGUGUGCGCUUCGUUUCGUGGGCAGCGGCAGCCACAACAAAGACCAAAGAUGGGAGCGAGGUGGACACGGUCCAAGCUGGAGACAAGCCUUAGUGGGUCUCCUAGCCGGGACAGGAGCUGUUCUGGCGUAUGGCUUCCACCAUCACAAGGCAGAGCACACCGACGUCGUUAGCGUUCAGAUCAAAGAGCAGACCUCCGACCUUCCCAUCUUCAGUCAAGAAGAGGUCACCAAGCACCGCACGCUGAAAGAUGGCGUCUGGGUCACCUUCAAAGGCAGCGUCUAUGACAUCACCGAGUUUGUCACCAUGCACCCUGGCGGGGAUAAAAUCCUGCUGGCGGCAGGCGGGGCCCUCGAACCCUUUUGGGCUCUUUAUGCCGUGCACAACCAGGAGCACGUGUUGGAAAUCCUCUCGGAAUAUAAGGUUGGCGAGUUACGAGCGGAGGAUCAGAAGAAGCAGCAGAGCGCGCCGUCCAUGGAUCCGUACUCGUCUGACCCCGAGCGACAUCCCGUGCUACGCGUCAACAGCUUGAAGCCCUUUAACGCCGAGCCCCCUCCCGAACUCCUCUCGGACAACUACAUCACGCCCUCCGCCAUCUUCUUUAAGAGGAACCACCUGCCCGUCCCGCAGGUGGACCCGGCGUCAUAUGAACUGCAAGUGGACGGGCUUCCCGGAGGGGUUCUCAAGUUGUCUUUGGAGGACUUAAAAAAGCGCUUCCCCAAGCACACUGUCACGGCCACGCUGCAGUGCGCUGGCAACCGGCGCUCCGAGAUGAACAAGGUCAAGCAGGUGAAGGGAUUGAACUGGGGCAUCUCGGCCAUCAGCAACGCCACGUGGGCCGGCGCCCGCCUUUGCGACGUCCUGCUGGCGGCCGGAUACAGUCCGGACGCGGCGCGCUGGGCUCGCCAUGUGCAGUUCGAGGGGCUGGACAAAGACGUGACGGGGACGACGUACGGCGCGUCCAUCCCUGUAAACAAGGCGACGAGCGAAGAAGGCGAGGUGCUGUUGGCGUACGAGAUGAACGGCGAGCCUCUUCCGGCCGACCACGGCUUCCCGGUGCGGGUGGUGGUGCCCGGAACAGUGGGCGCUCGCAACGUCAAGUGGCUGUCCAAGAUCACGGUGAGCGCCGAGGAAAGCGGCAGCCACUGGCAGCAGAAUGACUACAAGGGCUUCUCGCCCACUACCGACUGGGACACCGUCGACUUCAAAUCGGCGCCGGCCAUCCAAGAGCUGCCCAUCCAGUCGGCCAUCACCGUGCCGGCCGACGGCGCCAUGGUGCCCCGCGCCGGCGAAGAGGUGACGGUCAAGGGCUACGCGUGGAGCGGCGGAGGACGUGAAGUGGUCCGCGUGGACGUGUCCCUCGACGGGGGCAAGACAUGGCAGGUGGCCCGGCUGAGGAGCGGCGACGAGGGGAAAACUCCGGAGCCUACGCCGCUGGGGAGAGCCUGGGCCUGGAAGCUGUGGGAGCUCACGGCCCCUCUUCCCCCGGACGCCCACCAGCUAGACAUCGUCUGCAAGGCCGUGGACAACAGCUACAACAUGCAGCCCGACACGGUCGCUCCCAUCUGGAACCUGAGAGGGGUGCUGAGUAACGCCUGGCACAGGGUGAAGGUCAACAUCAGUGACGAUGAAGAAUAGAUUUCAUCGGACCGUUGCUUGACUGUGUCAAAUUGAUACAGAUUUGUUCUCUGGAAUUCGCAAAAUUGAAUGGAUGGAUUGGUCAUAGUUGCAAGUUAAGUUGGUGCUUAAUCUUUCAUUUGUAGCAAAUAAAAGCGGUACUUGAAUUUAAAACUGCUAGCUAAUAAAGGGAAAUGUAAUUUAAAUAUUUUCAUGAAGGUCUGGCAUGUCUUGCCAACAUUUCACCUCUGUUCUGGACUGCUGAAUUGAUUAUGUGCAUCGAUAGGAGGGGAAAACGGCGCUGAGAUCAAAGAUCAAUUUACACUUUUAAUUCUUUCGAAGAAUCUCGGAUUCUAGGAAUGUCAUAAGAAUGAUCAGUGAAAGGUACAGAUUGUGGAAUAGCAGUGACACUGACACUGGGAUGCUUCCACUAAUGUUUUUUUAUGGCAAUUGCUCAAUAUCAUGAAUUACAAAUAAAGAGCUUUUAAUUUUG
Syngnathus acus (greater pipefish) is the source of this 2301-nucleotide messenger RNA. RefSeq names its product sulfite oxidase (gene suox). Gene Ontology annotation, molecular function: oxidoreductase activity; molybdenum ion binding; heme binding. The transcript has 5 exons. Gene Ontology annotation, cellular component: mitochondrion. The coding region runs from base 108 to 1829 and encodes 573 amino acids. Lineage: Eukaryota; Metazoa; Chordata; Actinopteri; Syngnathiformes; Syngnathidae. The record is from RefSeq and is a predicted model, not a curated record.